AUGUGUUUCUCUGUGAAGAUCUUCAAGGAGAUUCUCCAUCCUCCUCAACCCACACCCUUUUUGGCUUCUUUUAGCAAGUGUCGGCAUAGGACAGAAGAGCAAGAGGAGGCUGUCUCCAAAGAUGUAAAAAAAGAAGCUGAAUCUAACGGAGAAAGAAAGUACAAGAGGAAGCUAGAGGAAGCGGUCACUGUCCCGAGAGAUUCUGGAGGCUCCUCUUCGUCUUCUGUUGCAGGAUUCACCGCUGUCAUCAGAAGUUCUUACAUAUCGCAACUGGUGAUCUUGAAAUCGUUUGCAAAUAUUCAUAUGCCGAGAACGAGCGCAACGUUCAAGAUACAUCAUCCGGAUGAGAAGAAGUGGUGGAGUGUGCGUUACUUGCCGAGGAGUGAUCCAUGCGUACCCGGUAGAUGGAGCCCAUACUUUUCUGCUGGUUGGGGUGUUUUGUUUAAGGAGUAUCCUUUAGCGAUUGGAGAUAUAUGCACAUUAACACUCAUCAAACCGGAGGAGAUGCUUCUCGUUGUCACAAAACCCUGUGAGGAGGACUCUCUACUUGGAAGUAAUUAA
Molecule: messenger RNA, 561 nt
Organism: Microthlaspi erraticum
Lineage: Eukaryota; Viridiplantae; Streptophyta; Magnoliopsida; Brassicales; Brassicaceae
Source: the annotation of a GenBank genome assembly